Molecule: messenger RNA, 375 nt
Organism: Emericellopsis cladophorae
Lineage: Eukaryota; Fungi; Ascomycota; Sordariomycetes; Hypocreales; Bionectriaceae
Product: nuclear transport factor 2
Exons: 6
Coding region: 1-375 (124 amino acids)
Biological process (GO): protein import into nucleus
Cellular component (GO): nuclear pore central transport channel
Source: RefSeq, a predicted model, not a curated record
AUGGCUGCUAAUUUCGAGGAAGUUGCGAAGCAAUUUGUACAGUUCUACUACGAGACCUUUGACUCCGACCGCACUCAGCUGGGCAACCUAUACCGCGAGCAGUCCAUGUUGACAUUCGAGUCAUCCUCCGUUCUCGGUGCUGGCAACAUCGUUGAAAAGCUUGUCAGUCUUCCUUUCCAGAAGGUCAAGCACGAGAUCGCCACCCUAGAUGCCCAGCCCGGCAUAGGCGACGGCAGCGUCAUCAUCCUGGUCACUGGUGCCCUCAAGGUCGACGAGGAGGAGCGCCCCAUGAACUACACUCAGACCUUUCAGCUUGCAGCCACUCCGGACAAGCAAUACUUUGUCUACAACGACAUCUUCAAGCUGAUCUACUAA